AUGAGUUUACACUUGCCGGCUCGGCAGGCUGUAUAUGCCGCUCGCACCAGUAUGGCCAAGCCAUCCCUACUCCUCCCCCGAACUCAAAGUCGAAAUGCCUCCUGGUUGUCAAGUCUCUUCGGAGGCAAGAAAGACGUCGAUACCCCGCUCUCCCGAGAGCUGACGAGACGAGAGAAGGAGAAAAAAAUUAGCGAAAACAUAGUGAAACGUACGCAAGGAGAGUCCAUUUUCGAUGAAGAGAUCAAGGACUCCCAAGAAGCGAAGGGAACUAAGCAAGACGCCACGCUCUCACCUCUCGCCUACAGCAACCAGAGAGAACACAUGCAGAUGGCAUUAGACCCGGACCCGAGGUGGAGGGUACGCUUCCAGCGGAAGAAGAUCAUGCAGAUGGUGCGCGCCGACGGACAGCUAUCCAAGGAGGAACAAAUCAAGCGUACCGAGAAAGAGCUCCAGAGCUCCAGCGGGUACCUUCCCACGAGCACGAAGAAGCUAGUUCAUCUAUCGCAUCAGAUCGCAGGGAAGACUGUCGAAGACGCCAUCACACAGAUGCGGUUCAGCAAGAAGAGGAUGGCACGGGAGGUUCUAUUUCAGCUCGAAGAGGCACGGGACGAAGCCGUUGCCAAACGAGGCAUGGGACUAGGCGCGGUGAACGGUGAGGCCACCACUGCGAAGGCGCGAACGAUUAAGACGAAGGACGGGAGGAACUUGGAGGUCCAGGAUCCCACGCGGCUCUACGUUGAUGAGUCUUGGGUUACGAAGGGCCCACGUCGAGGCAUGAGGAUACAAUACCACGCCAGAGGGCGUAUGUCUCAAAUGUGGAGGCCAACUACCUCGAUCAACAUGGUAUUAAAGGAGGAGAAGACGAGGAUACGGCAACAUGAUGAGAGAGUGGCCAAAGAAGCCAAAAAGGCUCCCUGGGUGCAUUUACCCAAUCGCCCCGUCACAGCACAGAGACAGUACUACUCGUGGUAA
Xylaria bambusicola is the source of this 972-nucleotide messenger RNA. Its product is annotated as ribosomal protein L22/L17. The record is from RefSeq and is a predicted model, not a curated record. The coding region runs from base 1 to 972 and encodes 323 amino acids. Gene Ontology annotation, biological process: ribosome assembly; translation. Gene Ontology annotation, molecular function: structural constituent of ribosome. Lineage: Eukaryota; Fungi; Ascomycota; Sordariomycetes; Xylariales; Xylariaceae. The transcript has 3 exons. Gene Ontology annotation, cellular component: ribosome; mitochondrial large ribosomal subunit.